AGCUGCAAGAAAAAAACAAGGUCACCGACGAUGAAGAGCAAACAAAAGAGCAAGAGAAGGACCCAAAAACACCACGCGAAGAACAUGUAGAACAAUCAGUAGUAACAAGUACAGAGAGAGAGGAGACAGAUGAGGAAAAGGAGGCCAAAGAAGAAGAGCAAAAUGUUCUUCAAAUGGCAGACAUCAACGUCAAAGAAGACCAAGCGCCAAAAUAUUCACUCACCGAAAAAACCGCAGCAGAGACGGCAGCAGCGAGAACGACUGAAAAGAUACAAGACAAAAACAACGGCAGCGGCGAUCAACUCCAAAAGACAGAACGGGAAGAUGCCCAAAAACCUCCACUCAACGAAGAACAAGCACAACAGUCAGCAGCAGCAACGAGAACAGCAGCAGAGACAACAGAAAUAGCAACGACUGAGAAGCUCCAAGACAAAAACCAUGAUAGUGACGAUGAUCACCAAAACAAAGAACAAGACGGUACCCAAGAAACAACACCCAACCAAGAACAGCUGGAACAGUCAGCAUCACCAACGACAGCUCAACAGGCACAAUGGAGAAAGGUGGCAAAGAUAGCGAUUCCGUCAACAAAGCCAUCGAAGAGCUGUACAACGCUGUAUGCAAGCCAUGGACAAAGAGAGAAAUGGAUCAGCUUUUCAUUACAACGAACAAGUUUGAUGUAAAUCUAGGACAUGUCUCCGAAAGCUUCAAGGUCGGUAAAUCAGUACGCACCAAAGCAAUAGAGCCCAUGCUAAAAAUCUUGAGAAAACAACUCAAUGGCACACGGAGAAAGAUUCUGUCGUUAAGCAACACUCACUCAAUAAGGGAAGCCGACGACGAAGAUCCAAUGUGCUACAAAAAUAAUGAUCAACAACAGAAUAGAAAAAAAAUUACUACCUGCAAGGCUUAUAUCAUUUUUCAACAUGAAAGAAGAAGAAAAACUACAAGAUUAUUACAUGUUCCUUCUACCAUGUUCGUUGAGCGGGUUUGAGAAAGACGAAACUAUAAGUCAUUACUUCACCAUCACAGUUAACAUGCAAAAACAGCGUUUUGAACUCCUCGACUCUUCAACUGCAUAUCCAGGCACAAUAGAAUUCUUCAACAAUGUAACCAGUAAAUUAAUGAAAAUCGGGAAGCACAUAAGCACAGAGCUACAACUUUCAGAAAAAAGCAUCGACCAUUACAAAAAGGUCAGACUGCAGGUGCCACUUUAAGGAGAAGACACAAUGGACUGCGCAUUCUACAUGUACAUGAACCUGAAGCACUACUCCAGUGAUGGAACAACAGCAACCUUAAAGCCAGAACAAGUACGAAAGUUGAGGAAAAAGGUUCUAUAUCAACUAAUCAGCCAACAUAGAUGGAAUACAAAACUGUCACUAAUUAAGUGUACAACAGAUAUGCUGAAAUAUGAAGUAGAUAUGGAAGACAAAGAAAUACAACAAGCAUAAUGUUGCGUACUAGAAGAGUUUCCGCCAACUACCGGGCCAAAAGAACAUAUUAUGCAUGCGGCAACCACACAAGAGCUUGAAGUUAUUGAUAUAUCCAGUAAACGCAAAGAUAUUAUGGAUGUCAGCAGCCACGUCGUCGCCCAACAAUCUUUCACAGUCCACGAACAAAAUGAUCCAUCAAUAGAACUAGAUCAACCACCACCAGAUGACAAGAUACCACAUCAUGCCGAAGAGGAAACAGACGAGCAAAAUAUCAACAGCAAUAUCACGACCACAGAGCAACUGCAACAAGCAGGCACUGAUUUAAAAGCGGGUGACAGAAGCAACGACGUACAAAAUACACAACAACAGGUUUCCGAGUAGAAGAAACAGCAUGUUCUUCUUCAAGAAGAAACAGGGUCAACAAGCAAUCAGCAAGGCACCUCCAGCACCAUCUCUUUAGACUUCCUAAAACCAAAAACAAUGGAAAAGCAGGAAGAAGUUGACGAAUUUCUUUCAAACCUUAACCCACUACAACUACAGGUGUACAACGACCAUAUAAAGAUGUGCUCUAACUUCGAUUUAAUCAAAACAUGGCUGACCGAGCAUGAAAGCUAUGAAUUCAACAAAAAUCCCAAGCCGUUUCUGACAAUCUUGCAGCAAGAGUCAGGAGAACAUUCAAUGCCUCAAUCGACAAGAAACUCUCGGUCAAGAAAAGGCCGGUAAAGCCUUCAAGAAGGCUCCUUGGAGAAAUCAAGAUUCCUACAUUUGUCCUAGGAUAUUUCAAAUUCAUGAACAAAGCCAGAGCACUACAUGAAUACCUAUUCAGCAAAGAAGGAUAGGACGAAUGCGGAGAUCUAAACGUAUAUAUUAGCUCGACGCGACCCGAUUGGAUUACAGGAAAACAAAUAAUGGAACAGCUAAAGAAAGGAGAUGGUGGACGGAUGGAGGGCUCCAUUGCAAACGCAUUGUUCGAUGAAUGGACAUCGCAGCAACAAUACAACACAACCGAUAAAACCAUACUUCCCGCAAAAUUUGCAAACGUCGUGCUCGGUGUUAAAACUGGAGAGGAAGGAGGACUAGCAGAAUUCAAUGAGGAAGAAGCAUUGAAAGAGUUUGCACCCCUUGUAACAGGCAAGGAAAUUUUAAAGAAUAAGCUGACACGGAGACGGAAAAAAAAACAUGGAAAACACACCAUAAGGACCACCAAGAACUGAUUAAAAGGAUGCACGCACUCAUGAAGAAGCAUUACGGUGAAGCGGAGCUACAAGCCAACAGCGAACCAAACUGGUCGCGGAUAGCACAAACACCUAACAGAGUUUGCGUGCGAAAACAGCAGGGUACCAAAUGCGGACACUUCAUGGCUCAAUUUGCAAAAUACUGGAAUGGCAUUGAACUCAUAAAAGAUGAUGAGGAUUUCAAUCAAAGCAACGUAGAUGCCGAGUGGAAACCAGAGUUCCUUUUUACAGCCAUAUUUGGUGAAACAAACCAACUAAAGUGGGAGCAACUACCUGGAAGAAUCAAAGAAUUCAAACCAGAAACUUCAAAGUUCUUUUCCACCAAAAAAGAUGAAACAAAAAAGGAAAAAAAGACAAAGCACCAGUCCAUAUCCAAAACAUUCUCAUUGCUUCCAACACACAAAGGAGGCGUCCGACCUCUUCCAUCUAGUCAUGAGCGACAGCUGGCAGGAGGAAUACAAAAACAAAACUAUAUUUAGACGCAUCCGCAGGGACAGUGAAAGCACGCAACUUACUGGAGCCCAGCUGAAAGCAGUAUUUGGUCCAAGACCAGCACAGACGAACAAACGACAUCAUAUGGAAAAGAGGAUCCUCGAUGACAUAACAGAAAUCUGGGAAAGCAGACAAGAAUCAAAACAGAGUGACACAGUAAUAUUAGGCCCAAACUUUGCAGAGCAUAUAUUGGAUUUGAAGAAACACACAACUAGUAUUACAAAAUUUAAAAAUGAAUUGCAAAAAACAAAGAAUCAGCUGGUUCCCAUGUAUCUCAAGGAAAAUCAACGGAAAAAGCUCUCAACAGCAAACAUGAUAUUCAUUUCAAUGGAGAAGCAUGACCGCUAUGUACUAUAUGUGCUGGACAAAUACAAACACAAAGUUCACAUUAUUGAUCCUGGAGAAACAACUCACGAGGAAUUUGAGAAAGAAAAGAUAGACAUCGACAAAUUGACACUAGAAGAAGCAAGUCGAGUACUUCAAAAAAAUGAAGAUGCCAGAAAAGAAAGAGAAAGACAGUUUCAGGAAUAUCAUGUUCAUAAGACGGCAAUCAUACCUAGGUUUAAAGAAGUCUUCAACAUCAUACUAAGACAAACAAUGAAUGCCAAGGGUACAAGAUGGCAGACUCAUACCAUGCAAGAUGUUCCAGUGGUAGAAAAGGGAGAAUCAACAUUUGUUGUUUUAAAGCUUGCAUUCCUCUACAAUGGUGAAAAGUUUGUCGAAGACCUGGAAGAUUUGUCUGAUGAGGUCGAUGACUGGAGGGCAGAGGCAAUGUACAUUCUCUUAAAUAGCGAGAUGAAUCAAGUCAAAGAUAGUGAAAUGGGUGACGAGAUUAGCAAGAUCUUAAGGAAAAAUGAAGACUAAAACUUUUGAUUUAGUCCGCGAAGCUAAUCUAUCUAGA
Molecule: messenger RNA, 4055 nt
Organism: Triticum dicoccoides
Lineage: Eukaryota; Viridiplantae; Streptophyta; Magnoliopsida; Poales; Poaceae
Exons: 21
Coding region: 2993-4018 (341 amino acids)
Source: RefSeq, a predicted model, not a curated record